Beta vulgaris subsp. vulgaris (sugar beet) is the source of this 1464-nucleotide messenger RNA. Its product is annotated as probable 2-carboxy-D-arabinitol-1-phosphatase. Gene Ontology annotation, molecular function: phosphatase activity. The transcript has 7 exons. The record is from RefSeq and is a predicted model, not a curated record. The coding region runs from base 222 to 1094 and encodes 290 amino acids. Lineage: Eukaryota; Viridiplantae; Streptophyta; Magnoliopsida; Caryophyllales; Amaranthaceae.
UCUGGCCAAGAAGGAGCAUAUCCACCACAAUAGCGACAGAGAUCACUAGAUCAGAUAAUGACCACCAGUAAUCUCUUAACCUUUUGAAUAUAUUGCACAACAGGUGGUUCAUAAUUCACAAAAUUGUUGUCAAACAAGGAAAAGAAGAGUGGAAGAAUUGGCUUCUGCAACACUGAAAAUCUCACAUUUUUUCUGGGUUUGAAAACUCUCUAUCUCUGAAAAUGGGUGCUGGAAUAAUUCUAACAACAACCCACUUGAAUUUUCCUUCAAUUACUGAUUUCACCCACAUCUCCAAACUAAAUAAUCCCCUUAAUGCAAGAAGAAGAAUUGGGAUUCAAUGUUCAUCAUCAACUCCUGAUCUCUCUAUAAUUACUGAAAAUAAUGGGGAUGUUAUGUCUCUUACUGGUGGUGCGUUGGAUUUUCGGAAAGCAACGACCUCUCUUUCUCCUCAUCGACUAUCUUCGCCAAAGAAGAUAACUAUUGUCAGACAUGGCCUUAGCUCCUGGAAUGCUGAAAGUAGGGUUCAGGGAAGUUCAGACUUAUCUGUCCUGACAGAUGCAGGAGCAAAGCAAGCUGAAAGAUGUAGGGAAGCAUUAGCAAAUAUACAUUUUGAUAGAUGUUUCUCAAGUCCAAUUUCACGUGCUAAGUCUACUGCUGAAAUUUUGUGGCAAGGAAAAAAAGAACCAUUAAUUUUCCUUGAUUCUUUGAAGGAGGCUCAUCUGUUUUUCCUGGAAGGCAUGAGAAAUGAGGAUGCUAAGCAGAGAUUUCCAAAGGAAUACACUACAUGGAGAGAAGAUCCAAUCAACUUCAACGUGAAUGGUAACUAUCCUAUAAGGGACUUGUGGGGGACAGCAGCUGAAGCAUGGAGAGAAAUCUUGUCAAAUCCUGGGGAGAAUUUUUUGGUAAUUACUCACAAAUCAAAACUGAGGGCACUCGUCUGUACAGCUCUAGGGCUAGGCCCCGAAAGAUUUCGUGCAAUUGAUGUAAACAAUGGUGGCAUCUGUGUUUUUAACUUCAACAAAAGGGGAGAAGCCAUGCUUCAAUCCCUGAACAUGACUGCUCACAUGUACACUGAUCACACUUACAUGUACUGAAUCUUAUUGCAACUCCCUGGAUGGGAGUUCAUGAAAGUAUUAUCCAAUCAUAGACAGAUCUUUUCUAAUUCCUCGGCUGCGACAGCCGGUGAAGCAUUGAUUUCAUUCUUCUGGAUGUAUUGCUUGAAUUGUUUGUAUAAUAUGCUAUAACUUGGUUUUAAGGAUCUCAAUUCUUGCUGCUUGUAUAUGCUGGGGGUUUAGCAUCUGAAUAUCUGAUAUAGUACUGUAGUAGUAUAUACUUCAGUUUGGUUGUAAUAAUUUAUUUAGUUUUCAUUAGUUUAUAUGCUGGAAUCCUGCCGAAGUUGUUUUUGUAUCAGAGUGACAAACCUCUUUAUUUUUAUAUACCAAGCUGGUAAUUCGAUGUGGUAAU